AUGGAUCCGGGCCAGGACCGCCAACCGGCCACGAACGGCUACACCAGAGGCCCCAGCACGCGCGUCAAGCCCAUCGUCAACUACGAGGAGAAGCGGCCCUUGGCCGACGUGCGGGCGGACAUCAAGCACGGCGCCGGCCCCAAGACGACCCUCAACGAGCUUGAGGAGCGCAUCAACGACCUCGGCGAGUCAUGGGAGACCGAGUCUCUCUUCGAGGACGCGCUCGAGGACCUGACUGAGGAACGUUUCUCUCCUGACGACCCCGAGGCUUGUACGCAGGAUGAGGCGGUUAAGUUCCGCCAAAUGCUCCGCGCCCUCGGCCCCGAGGAGUUUUGCAGGCGGACGGUCGACUCGGGCGUCAUCACGGCCAAGAAGCUCCUCACGGCCUUUGGCAUCCGCCCACCAGGGUUCCUGGAGGGCCAGCCCGACGAUGCCUAUUUCAGCCUCCUGAGUCUGGCCCUUAGCCGUGAGCUCUCCAAGCGGGCAAAGCUUCUGAAGUACAACUCUGUCGAUGACGCGGUGAGCCUGUUGAAGUCUUCCAAGAACAUCAUCGUCUUGACCGGCGCCGGCAUUUCCACCUCUCUCGGCAUCCCCGACUUCCGCUCCAAGGGCACUGGCCUCUACUCGAAGCUCGAGCAUCUGGGACUCAACGACCCGCAGGAGGUGUUUGACAUCACGGUCUUUAAGCAAGACCCCACCAUCUUCUACACGGUGGCCAAGGACAUCCUCCCAUCCACCGAGCGCUACUCGCCGACCCAUGCCUUCAUCGCCCUCCUCCAGCAGAAGGGCAAGCUCUUGACCAACUACUCGCAGAACAUCGACAACCUCGAGGCCACGGCCGGCAUCAGGCCCGACAAGCUCGUGCAGUGCCACGGCUCGUUCGCGACGGCUAGCUGCGUCAAGUGCGGCUACCAGGUGCCGGGGGAGGCCAUCUUCCCGGACAUGAAGGCCGGCAAGAUUCCCCGCUGCCGCCAGUGCGCCCUGGGCAGCCGGACGACCAACAACAGCCGCAAGCGCAAGAUGGCCAAGGACGGCACCGAGAAGAAGUCGCGACGCAGGCCCGGCGACUACGACAGCAACUCGGACUCGGAGUUCGACCUGCCCACGGCGUCGUGCGGCGUCAUGAAGCCCGACAUCAUCUUCUUCGGCGAGAGCCUGCCCGACUCCUUCUCCAAGCGCCUGACCGAGCACGACCGCGACCUCGUCGACCUCGUCAUCGUCAUCGGCACCAGCCUCAAGGUCGCCCCCGUCUCGGAGCUGGUGCCCUUCCUGCCCCCGCACGUGCCCCAGCUCUACAUCAGCCGCACCGCCGUCGACCACGUCAACUUCGACAUCGACCUGCUCGGCGACUGCGACGUCGUCGUCGCCGAGCUGUGCCGCCGCGCCGGCUGGGACCUGCGCCACGAGAUGGUGCCCCGCGGCCAGGUUGUCGACGUCGGGCUCGCCGACGGGUACCCCAGCCGCCACGUCUUCACGCAGGUGAGCUCCGGUCCCGCCGCCCCGGUGGAGGCCAAGUCCCAGGCCGGCGCGAUGGUCCCCGCGGCCAAGACAUCGGGUCUGAGGGCCCCCGACGCCAUGGUCCAGGGCGGGUUGAUGUACCCGGUUGCAAUGGUCCCGGUCACGAUGGUCCCCGGCGCCAUGUUUCCCGGCCCGAUGUUUCCCGGCGCAGCGUACCCCGCCGCGAUGGUCCCCGGCGGGAUGUACCCCCCGGCGGCCAUGAUCCCCGGUGCGAUGGCCCCAAAGAUGAGGGAUCCCGAGGAACAGAAGAUCCGGAAGACGGGUAGCGUUGUUGUUCCAGAGGCGAAAGCCCCCGGCGCAAAGGCCGCGGAGAAGAGAAUCCGCAAGACGAGCGCGCCCGAGGUGAAGAUCCCGGGGUCGAGAGCCGCCGGGGAGACGAGGAUUCGGAAGUCGAGCACCCCAGAGGCCAAGGUCCCCCCCGGCGCAAAGGCCGCGGAGACCAAGAACCAGAUCACGAGUUUGCCCAAGGCGAAAGUCUGGAAGACAACAAAUGUUCCCGAGGCCAAGGUCCCGAAGAUGAGGGUUCCAGAGGCGAAGGUCUCUAGCAGAAAAGUCGUCGAGACGACGGUGUCCGAGGUGGAGGUCACGGAGUCGAGGAUUACGGCGGCGGACUUCUGA
This is a messenger RNA of Phialemonium atrogriseum, 2136 nucleotides long. RefSeq names its product DHS-like NAD/FAD-binding domain-containing protein. Gene Ontology annotation, molecular function: histone H4K16 deacetylase activity, NAD-dependent; NAD+ binding. The record is from RefSeq and is a predicted model, not a curated record. The coding region runs from base 1 to 2136 and encodes 711 amino acids. Gene Ontology annotation, cellular component: nucleus. NCBI's taxonomy places the organism in Eukaryota, Fungi, Ascomycota, Sordariomycetes, Cephalothecales, Cephalothecaceae. The transcript is spliced from 2 exons.